AAAAUUUUCGAGUGAAAUGUGUGAUUCAAUUUGGGUUUAAUAUUUUUUUAUUUUGAUUAUGUAAAAACUAUUUUUCAACUUAAAAUUCUCAAAAAUUAAUCAUGGCAGAAUUGACAAAAUCAUUAGCAUCGACUAGAGAACGUCGAUCCAAUGCCGGUUCUAAUAUGUCUAGAUUGCUAGACAAAGAAGAAGAGGAUGAAUUUUAUAAAACUCAAUAUGGUGGUUUCGAUGAGAUUGAGAAUGACAAUGAUUUCUCUGCCUCUGAUUCUUCAGAUUCUGAAAAUGUCAUCGAUUCUGAUUUUGAUAUCGAUGAAAAUGUCGAUCCAAUCGUCGAUGAAGAUGAAGGUGAAAAAAUGAUCCAACAAGAAGAAAAACGGGAACGCCGAGCUGCAACAAAACGUAAAUCAUUUUAUCGCGAACCUUGUAUUAAAAAACCAACUGCGGCAAUGAAAUCACCAUCAUCUGUUGUUCGUCGUACUCCUCGAACUUCACUCAUCAGUACUGUGCCUGUAUCACGAAAUACAACACUUCGUUCUGAUGAUGCACAAUCGCUUUAUAAAAAUCUUCGCGAAUCUACAAAGAAAUCAUCAAGAGAAACGAAAGAAAACCUUGAAGAUGAACGACGUCGAAAAUUAAAAUCCAAGUAUAAACGAAAACAACCAUAUCGACAGCCCACACAAGAGGAACGUUUACGUGAAGCUAAAAGAACGGAAAUCGAAAAUAUGCGUUCCCUGGAAGCUUAUAAAAAUAUGGAAAUAGAAAAAUCGAAACGUAAUAAGACAAGUAAAAAGUUACCCAAUGUUCCAAUGAUUCGUUAUCAGUCGUAUCGUGAAAACUCAAAAGAUUCAGAUCCAUGCUAUAGAACAAUCAUCUCAUUUCCUAAUGAAGAAAUUUUCGAUAAUUACUUUGGAAGAUAUAAUCAAACAUCUCAUAAGUCCGAAAUCAAUCAACAACCUCGAAAACGUCCUAUUUCAGUUCUUUCUGGUCUCCCUAUUCGUUACAAAGAUCCUUUAACCAGAUUUCCUUUUGCUAAAGCCAAAGAAUUUAGUGUUAUUCGCGAUUCCUAUGUCCGUUAUUUGGAACAAUCUACAUUGCGAGAUGAUGUAACAAUAAAAAAGUUUACAGACUCUUAUCAAUUAUCGCCUGUAUUGGAGUUAAAAUUGGACCAAACAAAUCAAACAUCCAAAUUAGUUAUUACCGGCAAUUCUAAUCAAUCUCAAGGGGUGACAAAUCCGAUCAAAGCAUCCGCAGCUGUCACCACAAUGGCCACAAUUCAUUCUACAAAUGAAACGAUUCGAGAUGUUUGUAAAUAUCGAACAUUGAAACCGAAAAUUCCCAUGUCUAUUACUUCCAUUUCAUCCAAUACUAAUAGCCCUGUUUCCUGGUUGGUGAUAACAACCAAUAAUAAUAAGCCACAAGUUCAACAGGUUUCAGCUUCAUCAACUAACAGCUCUCAAACUAGUAAUAAUACACAAUGAAUUUGUAAUGACAAACAUAAAAUUUAAUCAUUUUUUAAAGAAUAAAAGUAUAUGAAUGAAUAAAUAAAUUGAGUUUUACCCACG
Dermatophagoides farinae (American house dust mite) is the source of this 1562-nucleotide messenger RNA. Its product is annotated as vacuolar protein sorting-associated protein 72 homolog. Gene Ontology annotation, cellular component: nucleus. NCBI's taxonomy places the organism in Eukaryota, Metazoa, Arthropoda, Arachnida, Sarcoptiformes, Pyroglyphidae. The record is from RefSeq and is a predicted model, not a curated record.